AAAGCAAAUGGUUACUAAGGUAUGUUACCAUGGUAACCUACUAACCGCUGGCAUUUAUAAAGUGUGAGCCGUUCCAAGAUGGCGUCCGGAAGGAGUGAAGAUCUCAAUAAAGAAAUAAAAUUAAUAGAAAAAUGCCCAAAGGAUAGUAUACCUAAGGUCAUACAUGGUUUUCUUGAUGAAAUAUGUGGACAAAAUAUACUUCGAUUUCAAGAUUUUACUAAAAUUUGGAGCAUAGAAGAGUGGAAACAGUUGAAAGCUAGUUGGACGUCAUGCCUUAGGUCAUUAGCUAAAGAUAAUAUAACUGUUGAAAAUAUUGAAAAACAAUUAGACCAAAUUUCAAUAUCAAAAGAUAUUCAAAAAGUAGUUAGUGAAUGUCUCAAGCCAAGAAAAGAGGAAAUUAGAGUUGCCCUUAUUGAAGAAACUUGUAAUCUUUCCCAAGCAACAUUGAAGGAUUUUGAUUGGAAAUUAAAACUCAUAAUGGCUACAGAUAAACUAUCAAAUAUGAGAGAACCUGUAGUAUCCCUUGAUCUUGAUAUCAAAGAAAAGGCAGGGAUGAAACAUGUCUUAGUGGAAUUGAGUAAAGACGAAUUAAAAGAACUAAUAGCAUCAUUGGAAGCAGCUAAUAAGGUGGUAAUGCAGCUAAAGCUCUAGAUUCUUCACACAAGAAAAAAUUCUAAUGGUGUCUCCUAGGUCUGGUUAGCCAUUUAGUUCAUUAUUAAAUUCUAGAUUGUAUUCACCAUUCUGAUAGGGGAAAAAACUCAAAUGCAAAUAUUUAAACAAUGAAGAAAAUUUCAUACAAACUGAAUAACCUAAAUAAUUUCUAUGAGGUUCACUGUGAUAAAACAUAUUAGUCCCCCCUCAGAAUAUCUACGUAAUGAUACACUCCUUAGAUUAGAUUAAGUAACUAUAAUUAAAGAAAUAAUUUCCCCUUUCUCAACUAACAUCUAAUUGUUAUCUAACAAAACUAAAUAACAGCAAUGAACCUGUGUAUAAAUGUAAUGUUUGGCAUGAUUUUUUGAUAAAUGUCAAUUGAAAAUUUUAUUAUCCUACUUGCUAUAUUACAACUAGAUCAUAGGCUGAAGACCAUUUGUAGUGAUUUAAGUGAGUUGUAGUAAUUUCAACAACUGUAUAUGUAGUUUAAUCGACAUUCGUAAUUCAACUGUACGGUAUACAAUAGCCAUAUUCCUAUCAUACAAGGAAUAAAUUGAAGAUAAAACAUUCAGGUUUACUGUUUAGAUUUAAAUGUUGUGCCGAUGAUGUUAUAUCUCCAGCUGAUAUACAUGCCCGUAUGGCACUAUCACACCAGUUAAAACUAUUAGUAUAUACUGUACAUAUUAUCCAAUCACAGGAAUGCUGGAGAUUUUAUCCUGU
Dendronephthya gigantea is the source of this 1371-nucleotide messenger RNA. Its product is annotated as COMM domain-containing protein 8-like. The record is from RefSeq and is a predicted model, not a curated record. The transcript is spliced from 5 exons. Lineage: Eukaryota; Metazoa; Cnidaria; Anthozoa; Malacalcyonacea; Nephtheidae. The coding region runs from base 79 to 651 and encodes 190 amino acids.